This is a messenger RNA of Magallana angulata, 6673 nucleotides long. Its product is annotated as solute carrier family 40 member 1-like. Lineage: Eukaryota; Metazoa; Mollusca; Bivalvia; Ostreida; Ostreidae. The transcript is spliced from 9 exons. Gene Ontology annotation, molecular function: iron ion transmembrane transporter activity. Gene Ontology annotation, biological process: iron ion transmembrane transport. Bases 896 to 2875 code for a protein of 659 amino acids. Gene Ontology annotation, cellular component: membrane. The record is from RefSeq and is a predicted model, not a curated record.
GUGUGUCAGUGUUUAUAUAUACAAUGUUAUACAUGACAGUGCAUACAUUAUAACAGACAAGUAAAAUACCUAUACGAUAAUACUAUUACAAAGUUUUUUAUCAUGAGAAAAUAAGCAAAUAAAAGGGGGAAAUGAUUGGUUAAUUGCCUAAAUUCAAUUGCUUGCAGUCACUAAGCAAGGUCAUAAAACUAGAUACACAUAAUUUCAAGUACUUUCAACUGUUCACUGUUUACUUCGUUUGAAUUACUAUCCGUGAAUUUAAGUUCUGAAUUAUAUCACAAGAAAAAAUUAUGCUUUGACACACAUUUCCCAUAAGGAUCCUACUAUUUACUAAAUGUUUGCAUGAUCACGGCCGUGUAGAAUGAGAAUCAUGUGUGACAAAAUACAUAUAAAUUUAUAUGGGUUAAUGUUAAAAGGAUACUUAUCUGCGUCACAUGCAUAUGUAUAAAUAUAAAUUUUUCUGACAGUUUUAUUAUUAUACAACCUUUGACAACAAAUGAUCUAGGUUAGCUUUAUGUAAAUGCCUCAUAUUUGGCUGCCUUUUCUAGCUAUUUUCCAGCUUUCUAGCCAUUAAUAUUCCAGUAGUAUAAAAAUAAAAACCUUUGUAGUGUAUCAGUCUCAGCUUAUGGGAUUUUGCAGAAUAGAAUAUGUGUACUGUUUACUUUAGAUUUCAUAACCCCCAUAACCUGUACUACAAUGCCACAAGAUUGGUUGUAAAUUACAGCUAGCAAGCAUUUUAUAUAAAUCGUACCUUUGGUGAACCUCACCUGUGAGUAUUUUAUCUGAAUAUCAAAAAAGCAGGGUGUGAGGCCCAAUGAUGAAAUUUAUUUCAACCCUGAGUUGGUUACCAUGCUGCAGUCCUUAAAGAAAACCAUCUCUAUGCUUAUGUUGGCUAAUGUGUCAGAGAUUCGUUAAAAUGAGAAAUUCAAAGUAUAAGAUUGACAAAUUAACAAAGGGAGAAACUAAUCCAGCAUUUGUUCUGGAUUCUGACCAAGCACCCUCAGAUCAGAAAGAGUCGACAAAACAAACUGUCAAUGCAACUGAAUUCCAGAUUGAAAGGAAAACAAAGAUAUAUGUAUUCAUCAGCCAUUUUAUGUCAGCAUGGGGGGACCGUAUGUGGUCCUUUGGGGUGGGGCUGUUCCUCAUCAGCCUGUCCCCUGACUCCCUCCAGCUGCCGGCGGUGUAUGGAUUCUCUUCGGGAGGGGCCACACUACUGUUUGCUGGACUUAUUGGAUAUUGGGUAGAUAAUACACCCCGACUAACAGCCGCCAGGGUUUCCUUAGUGAUUCAGAAUCUUUUGGUUGUACUGUGUGCUGCAGUUGUCUUCUGUGUUUUCUUCUUUGGAUUUGAUAAAGAGAGUCCUUCUGUCUCUGUCCUGUUGGUAGAAGGGAGCCGUGUUGUGAUUAUAGUGGUGUCCAUUUUGGCCGACCUCUCCAGUAUUGCCAGGAAGAUUGCCAUAGAGAAGGACUGGGUAGUGGAAAUUUGUGGCAGAGAUAAAGACAUGCUAGCUACAAUGACCUCCAAACUCCGAGCCAUUGACCUCUGCACGCAGAUCCUGGCCCCUAUCCUGACUGGUCAGGUCAUGACCUGGCUGGGCAUUCAGUAUGGUGCUGUGUUGAUCGGGGCCUGGAACCUAGUCUCUGUGUUCGUGGAAUAUUACCUCAUUCUGAAGGUCUACAAUGAAGUCCCUGCUCUGAAAAACAAGAUGUAUAAGAAAAAAGCAGAUCUUGUUGCCAAAUCAUCCCUACCUCCAGAGGAGGAAGAAGAAAGGGAGAUAACUGCUCCUGAAAAUGAGAACGCUGUCCCAGAGAAGAAGUCUGAUCUGGCAGGGGAGGUCACUGUUGAAACUGACAAAGAAAACAAAGAUCAGGACAAACCCAGCAUUGCUCCAGAGCCUCUACAGACCAGUGAAGAUAAGAAGGAGUUAAGUGGCUGCCAGUGGCUCCUGAGUAAGGUCUUCUACAGCUUCAUCACCCUCUACACCGGCUACAGGACUUACUUCAAGUAUGAGGUAGCCCUGGCCGGGCUAGGUCUCUCCUUCCUGUAUAUGACCGUGCUGGGGUUUGACAAGAUCACCAUAGGUUAUGCCUAUUCCCAGGGACUCUCUGAGGCAGUACUUGGAGGCCUUCAGGCAGCAGGGGCCUUGCUAGGAAUCAUGGGAGCUAUUUCAUAUCCCAAGAUCCGUCAGUGUGUAGGCUUGGAGAGGACCGGGCUGUUCGGUCUUGGAGCAGAGAUUCUCUGUCUGUGUUUGUGUGUUGUCUCCGUGUGGAUCCCCAACAGUCCGUUUGAUCUGUUUGGGUCGUCUACAACCCCGGUUCCUGAAACAUCAAGUGCAAUGUGUCAGAAUAGUACAUUCACGUACAACGCCAACGAAACAUCAGUGACUUCAACAGUUUACAAUGUCACAGAGGCUUUCAUAAAUGUUACCUUAUCACCUGGACUAAAUGUUACUCUCUGUAAUGAAACAACAUCUACUUCACCUGAAAUAACUCCAGAUAUCUCAAUAUGGCUUUUAAUGGUUGGAAUUAUUUCUGCGAGAUUUGGUCUGUGGGUGUCGGACCUGACCAUCACCCAGCUGUUCCUACAGACGGUUGAGGAGACGGAGCGAGGCAUCGUCAGCUCCAUGCAGAACUCCAUGAACAAGCUGAUGGACAUGCUCAAGUUUGUGAUGGUCAUUGUCGCCCCCUACCCCCACCAGUUCGGUCUCCUGGUCAUCAUCUCCUAUGUCUUCAUUUGCCUGGCCUGGGUGCUCUAUGCCGUGUAUUGUAGGAAAGUCCGUGGACAUUUCUUUCAUUUCGAGAAAGUGACUCGAUGUGUAAAUAACAAUCAGGCAACUCAACAGCAGUCAAACACGGAGACUGUUAAUGCUGUUUGAUGGCUUUGAAGCAUUCUGCCAAAAUCAUCAGGGUAGUAUAAAUUAAAGAUUUUCACAUUCAUAAAUCAAAAUGAGUAACUUAAUUGUUUGUUUUUUUCUUAUUAUACCAGUAUAUCUAAAAAUUAAUUUCAUUCUCAAAGCUAUUUUUUAAAUCAAUUUUUUACUACCGUAUCUUGGUUAAAAUUAUUUUAGUAUCUAUAAAUGAAACCAAAUUCAAAAGCAGGAUUUCACUGUUCAUGCUGCAAGAACCUACAUCUUAUUUUCUAAUUCUAGUUUCUAUGAAAGAAAAAAAAACUUGUGUAUCUUUCUUGACUUCACUGAGGACUUUAUCCAAUUCUUGUAUGGUGCGCAGCUUAUCCAUAUUAAAAUAUAAAGAUUGAUUUUAAAUUGAUGCAAAAUCAGACAGACAGAUGUCAGCCUAUCACUAUUUUCCAAUAUUUAAAAUCAUCCAUUGACAUCUGAUUUUAUUGUUGCUGAUGAUUUUUAUAAGAAUAUGUUUGAAUAUGAUGUAUAUGUGCUGUGAUACAUGUAUUUUCAUUGUUUUAUGUUAUUUUGAUCUUUAGGUAAUGAUCCAUUCAUUCUUAGAUAGUGUUCUGAUUGUACAUGUACAGUAGUUAGUGAAUGACACAAACACAAACAUAUAGGUCUGUAAUAGACACAAUUAUUUACCCAGUAUUUAUAUUGCCGGUACAAUAAGAAAAUGUUUUUAGCUCACCUGAGCUAAACUUUUCUUCUCAAGAACCAUUUGGCCAGGAAAGCUGAAACUUAUGUGGAAGCAUCCUCAGGAAGGAAGGAGUAGAUUCAAAAUUGUGAAAAUCAUGAUCCCUGGGGGUAGGGUUGAGCCACAAAGGGGGUCAAAUUUUUACAUUGGAAUAUACAGGGAAAAUCUUUAAAAAAACCCCAAACAAUUGACCAGAAAGUCUGAAACUUGGGUGGAAGCAUCCUCAGGUAGGGUAGAUUCAAGUUUGUUCAAAUUAUGAUCCUCAGUGGUAGGGUGGGGCCACAAUGGGGGGACGAUUUUUACAUCUGGAUAUAUAGAGAAAAAUCAUAAAAAAUCCUCUUCUCAGAAACCUAUCAGCCAGAAAUGCUGUAACCUGUGGAGAAGCAUCAAGAUUCAAAGUCCAAAUCAUGAUUCCUGUGGGAAUGGUGGGGCCAAAAUAGUGGGAGGGGGUUUGAAUAUUUACAUAGGAAUAUAAAAGGAAAAAUCUUUUUUUAGAAACUGAUCAGCCAGAAAAGCUGAAACUGGUGUGAAAGCAUUCUUGGUUAGGGUAGAUUCAAGUUUGAUGAAAUCAUGAUCCCUAGGGGUAGGAUGGGGCCACAAUGGGUAGGAGUCAUAUUUUUACAUAAGAAUAUAUAGGGAAAAUCGUUAAAAUUCAUCUUUUAAAAACAUAAUUUUCGUUAAAAAGCUGCAAUUUUAGUCAGUUCAGAUAGUUUAGAUUAAAAUUUGUCAAAAUUGUAAUAUUCAUGCGUAGGGUUGGCCUAACUGCAAUAAUGUAGCCCUCUCCUGAUUUUUUGUCUUUUGGGAGAAGGCUACAACUCUAUAGGAUCUCUGUAAUGGUGCAAGUGCGGAAGUGAUUCACUCCCGCAACGAUUUUGGCUCAUAUCGUAUAUAAAUGACAAUAACAUUUGCUUUUCUUACCUGAACUCAAACAUUGUAGUUGUGUUUGGAAAACAUUACACACAAAAACUCAAAUGUUAUUAUAUAUGGUUUUACUAAUAUGCAAGCAUUUUGACUUAUUGUUGGUUAAUUAGGGCCCCACUCUGCGGGCGCCCUAUAGUGACCAGUCUGUCCGUUUGUCUGUCCAUCCGUCUGUUCAUACGAGAUCUCUUGUCUGGAGCAUAUCUUCUCUCCCCUUGGCCCAAUCUGGCUCAAACUUCACUCAAAGAGUCCCUAUAGUCAAAGGGUGUGCAGUGAAUUUGAAGUUUGUAGGUCAAGGGUCAAGGUCAUAUUUGAUCAUGCAAAAAUUCUAUUUUUCAGAGCAUAUAUAUUCUCUCCCCUUGGCCCUAUUGGGCUCAUACUUCACAUAAACAGAGCUAUUGCGUAAAGGGUGUGCAGUGACCUUGAACCAAGUUUCAAGGUCAAAUUUGAAGGUCAGAGCAGAAUUAUAUGAAAAGUCUUUGUUCGGAGCAUAUCUUUUCUCCCUUUGGUCCAGUCUGGCUCAUACUUCACAUACAGAGUGCAUACGAUGAACUCUUAAGGGUGUGCAGUAACCUUUUAAAAUGAUGUUUGUAGGUCAAGUGUCAAGGUCGUAUUGGAUCAUGCAAAAUUCUUUUUUCAGCGCAUACUCUUCACUUGGCCCUAUUUGGCUCCUACUUCACAUUAACAGAGCUUUUGGGUUAAUGGUGUGCAGUGACUUUAUAAUUUGAACCAAGUCAAUGUGAAGGUCAUAGCAGAUAUCUUUAUAAUCAGUUUUAGACUGUAGAUUAUUUCCCAUUUGCUUAAUCUUGCUCAGGUUGAACAAAAAUGCCUGUAUGUAAGGGGAAAUGAGAUUGAAAUAAAAGUUUAUUGCCAGCUGGAAAAUUUCUAAGUUAUAGGGCAAGGUCAAAGAAAAAUUCUCUGAAAUGCUUUUCAUCCUAUUGACCAUUAUGUAAGUGGGGCCCUUUGAGAUGGUCACCAUCUCAAUGUUGUCUAGUUAAAAUUGUUUAGACCCUGGUCCCUAGACAAUUCUUGGGCCUCACAAGGGGUUCAAAGUUUGAUGUAGGUUUAUAAUCCAUAUAUAAACAAUUGUGUAAGAUCUUUUCAAGAACUGCAAUGAUCAAUAUGUGAUAUGACCAUCUUGUUACAAAGGGGAUCAAUGAUAAACAUAAGAAUAUGUUUAGGAGAAUUUUUUAUACAGGAUCUAUUAUACAACAUUGUUCAGAUAUUUUGUAUAUGAAUCCAUAAAGCUGAUUUUAUGUCUAUUGUUGCUCAGGUGAGCAAUGUGGCCCAUGGGCCUCUUGUUAUCAAUCUUAAACUUUUAAGUUUAUAAUGAGUACUGGUAGUUGUUUUAUAAAUUCUUAUAUUUAAUAAUUUUACAGAAAAUAAAAUCAAUAAUUUUCCAGAAUACUUUUUGUUAUUGGUUUAAAUAUGCUACAUUAAAUGAAGGUGCUAUGAUGGAGAAAAAAAACACCCAGUCAAGUGUUUUCAGAUUUUAUUCUAAGCUGGAAUCAAACAAGUGCACUUACUAAUGCACACUUCUUUUAAAAUCACAACAAUAAAAGUCUGAAUAUAAAAAGUGUAUCUAAUUAUCACAGAUAAACAAUAAUACCAAUAUUUACAGCAGAUUAAUAGAAAAUGGCAUUAAAUAAAACAGCUUGCUACUCACUCUGUGGAGCUGACUGCUUAUUUGCUAUAUCAAUGGCAAGUCACAAUUCUGGUUCAAUGAUUUCUUCAUAAUAUUGCAAAUGCACUGUAUGACAAAUUAUUAUAAACUGAUCAUUAUUUUGAUUUCUCAUCACAUGGUCUAUAAAUAUGGUAUUUGGAUCAAAACAUGCUGCAAUAAUGAAUGAGUUACAUGCUCAUAUAAUGUAUAAUGUAUUUGAUAUGCAUUACAAUAGCAGCUCAGCAGUAUUUUAUACUGGAACUAUGGAACAUUGGGUAUAAUUAUUGAAGCACCUAUUCGUACAACUAAACAUCAGCACAAUUCUUGGAAAUUUUGUAGAUCAAAAUUCACCAUUUGUAUAAAGUAAAACAAUACAUGCAAUAAUCGGUUCCUAGUGUAUUCAGUCUUUCUGAACACACCCAUGGAAUGUCAUGUCCUUCCCUGAUUAUAAAUGAUUGUCUUUGACUUGAAUCUUACUAAUUGUCCAUGCUCACAU